Messenger RNA from Strongylus vulgaris, 216 nucleotides. Lineage: Eukaryota; Metazoa; Nematoda; Chromadorea; Rhabditida; Strongylidae. The record is from the annotation of a GenBank genome assembly.
AUGGACACAGUAACGGAAGAACAACUCUCAUGGACUCUCCCUUAUGCGGAUAAUGUGGUCUUGAUUGCAGUGAGUGGGGAAGAAUUUGAAGAAAAGGUGCAGAGGUGGAAAAACCAACUAAAGCGGUACGGUUUGAAGCCCAACGUGGAGAAGACGGAACAUAGGGAGAUGGGAAGUCACAAUCCCGGGACGUAUGCACCAGUGGUGAGCCAGUAA